AUGGAUGAUGGACCAUUGACAAAGAAACCUAAGUAUGCUGCAUAUGCAUCUCAGCAGCCAUCUGAAGAGAAUUCUACACCGAAGAACACUCUUUAUGUGAAUAAUCUUAAUGAUCAAAUAAGAGUAGAAACUCUUAAAUCUAAUCUGUAUUUACUAUUUUCAACUUUCGGAGAAGUAUUGAGGGUUUCUAUAAGUCACAAACAAAGAGGCCAAGCAUUUAUCAUUUUUAGAUCCGUAGAUGAGGCUAACUUAGCUAUGCUUUCUUUAAAGAACGAGCAUCUUUUCGGAAAGCCAAUGCAUAUUGAAUUCAGUAAAGCAGACACCAAGGAUGUACGAUAG
Eremothecium sinecaudum is the source of this 339-nucleotide messenger RNA. RefSeq names its product U2 snRNP complex subunit MSL1 (gene MSL1). The transcript has a single exon. Bases 1 to 339 code for a protein of 112 amino acids. Gene Ontology annotation, molecular function: RNA binding. NCBI's taxonomy places the organism in Eukaryota, Fungi, Ascomycota, Saccharomycetes, Saccharomycetales, Saccharomycetaceae. The record is from RefSeq and is a predicted model, not a curated record.